Messenger RNA from Lolium perenne, 2082 nucleotides. Its product is annotated as disease resistance protein RGA4-like. Gene Ontology annotation, molecular function: ADP binding. The record is from RefSeq and is a predicted model, not a curated record. Lineage: Eukaryota; Viridiplantae; Streptophyta; Magnoliopsida; Poales; Poaceae. Gene Ontology annotation, biological process: defense response to other organism.
AUGGAGGUUGUGCGCCUCGUCGACUCUGUUCUGAAGAAGGUGGAGAAUGCGAGGAACACGAUUAAGGAAGAUAAGAAGGCAGGAGUUGAUCUGAUGAUUGGCCUGGAAGCUAUCAAGUGCGACAUGGCACUGAUGUCUUCUGAGGUAAGUAAAAUCUGGUCGAAGAAAGCUGAGAAACCGGAGGAAUGGAUCUUCCUACUCCAAGACUUGGCUUAUGAUAUUGAGGAUUUCAUCGAGCGUCGUGGGCGGGAUCCCCAAACAUGUGCGCCCUUUCGUCUUCUUCACAUAGCCAUGGUAAUGGAUUCCCGUCCCGAGCACAUCGCUCUUAUCGAGCACUUCAAGAAUCAAAUCAGUAGGAUACAAAGCUCCAGGCAAAAAGAUGAAAGCCAUCCAACGACGCAACCGACGUCAACCAAGAAAGCUGAAGGUAAAAGCGGGCACGGCCCUGGAGUUGCCGGGCCCUCUGCUUGCUCUGAUGCUACUGGAUCUUCGUCGGCUAGUCUUACUCCUUGCGAGUAUAAUAAGCAUCUGGGUACUGGCAAAAGUGACAUCCUGGAGCUGCUGUUAGGAGACGAUGGCCAACAGAAGGAGCUCAAGGUGAUCUCCAUCUUGGGGUUCAGCGGCUCUGGAAAGACUACCCUCGCACGGGCAGUGUACAAGGAUGAAUCUGUUGUUAAGCUAUUCCCUCUCCGAGCCAUUAUUGACGUCCCCGUAUUCAGCAACGCGUUCGGAAUUCUACAAUGUAUUCUCAAACAAGUUCGUCGGGGAGCAGUCCCGUUGCAGACCACGUCCAGCAUUGAGGUGACAGGAUAUCUCCAAGAAUUCCUGCGUCGCAAAAGGUACCUUGUGAUCAUCGACGGAGUGCAGCUUCCACAGGAUUGGUCUGAUAUCAAAGCAGCUUUCCCCAGCAACGAGGAAGGCAGCAGAGUAGUUGUAAGCACGCGUAGUCAAUCCGUGGCCACCGCGUGCAGCUCUGGGAGUUACCUUUACAAAAUUCGAGCACUUAACCGGCGUGACUCGGAGGAUCUGUUCUGGGGAAAGCUCGGUCUAGAGAAUCGUCGACCUUCACUGGAGGAUGAAUUGAAAACCUUAUUCGACAAGUGCGACGGUUUACCGGAGGCACUGGUUCAGGCAGCUAAGUUCUUGAGCCAGCACGGCGCAACUCUAACAGAAGAAAAAUGUGAAGAAGUUAGCCGCGCACUUGGUAGCCACAUAGCAGGCGACGACCCCGCGUUCCGGGAGAUGAAGAGAUCGCUUCUGCAGUGCUACGACAGCCUCCAUGACCAAUGCCACAAGGCGUGCAUGCUCUCCGUGGGCAUGUUCCCAACGGGGCAUCGGAUCAGGAGGAAGAGCUUAGUCAGGCGGUGGAAAGCCGAAGGACUGCUGGUAGGAGAUGUCUAUUUCAGCGAGCACGAUGUGGCCUUAGGCUGCCUUGACAAGUUGGUCGACCUCAGAGUCAUUGAGCCGGUGCUGCUCGGCGACAAUUCCAAGGUGAAGCGCUACAAGGUCUAUGGUGUGAUGCUGGAGUUCAUCGUGCACCGCUCGGUCUCGUGGAACUUCAUCACGCUGAUUGACCACGGCAAGGUCGUGCGAAGCUACGCCACCGGCUGUCAUCCCCGUCGGCUCUCUGUCCACGGAACCGGCGUAACACAAGAAGAAAUAGGAAAGAUAGAGUUAUCUCGCAUCAGGUCACUGACUAUAUGCGACAGCAACAAGAUGGACUUUGACAAGUGUGAGUUGCUUCGAGUGCUUGACCUGGAAGGCUGCACCUGGCUUGAGGAUGCCCAUCUUGACACCAUAUGCAAAUUGCUGUAUCUCAAGUAUCUGAGCCUCCGGAGUACACGGGUAAGUAAGCUCCCCAGGAAAAUGAAAGACCUGCACUGUUUGGAGACGCUGGACGCACGGGAUACACGGGUCGAAAUGCUGCCCAUGGAGGUCCUGAUGCUGCCGCAGCUUGUGCACCUGUUUGGCGAGUUUCAGCUGCCUGCCGACCUUGGAGAUGCCAAACGGAAGGACAAGCUCGCGAAGUUUUUCUCUGACAACAGUAGGCUGCAGACUCUGGCUGGAUUUAAAACUUGCUAG